CCUUUCCCCCUCUCCCACUCGCUCUCCUGCACGCUCUCUCUCCUUCCUUUUACUCCCAAUGCAGGGAACUCGAACUGAACUUGAUCCCUUUGCAGUUCAAAGACGACGUUCUUCUUCCCCCAGAAAGCGUCUGCGGUUCGCGAUUUAGCAUCUUGGUUAGGAGCUGGUUACCGGGGUCUUGGGGAACUCACAUCAGCCCAGAAAGAAACCACACUGUUCUGAAAAAUCAAGACGGACUGCAGUUGUGAAGAGAGAACAUCAAACUCCAGAGAGCGGGAGAAAGAUCCUUUUUUGGGAGCUCAGACUUUGGAUGGUUGCUGGGGGAUAGGGGGUGGAGAGAGAAGGAUGCCUGUCCUUAUUUAAAUGCCUGACAUUCCUGUCGUCGUGGUUGCCUAUGGGGGGUAGACCGUGUGUGCUCGCGCCUGGGGAAUAAACACAUGUUGGAAACCUCGAUAUUAUUUUCUGAGCAGAAACCUGCAGCCUUUAGUAACUGGCAAAGUGUAGCGUCACCUAUCUGGAUAAAAGGGAAAUAAACUUUAAUGGCAACUUUUGUGUACCAAAGUGUCCCCAGUUCCCUAUCUCUCCUUUUGACUUUGUACCACUAUUUCCUCACAGGAGGCUUCCCCAAUUUUCAGUUACGACCACCGCAGCCGCCCUCAUCAGAUCUGAGGUCUGUUUUCUGAACUGAGCCAUUUACUCAUUUAUUUCAGUGGCUGUCAAUGAAGGGGCCAGGCUAGGUUGACAAGAUUGAGAGGGACUGGAGGUUUUGGGGGAGAAUUUUUACCAUCUCAAAUGAGAGAAAGGGCUGCUUCUGGGAGUUGGUUAGUCUUCAGCACGCCUGACGUAUCUAUAAGCAUUUAAGGGCCUCCCCUUAAAGAAAAAUGUAAAACUGGUUAAACAAAACAAAACAAAAAAAAAUAUCUGUCCAGUGCGGGUAUUCUGUACGAGGCCUGGGUGAGAAGACAGAAUGAUUUAAACAAGACAAACACCAAUAAAGUCAAGGAGCAGAUAUAGCGCGCGGUUGUUUGGGCGGGCGCAGGAACAGGAAUGAGGAGGGAGAGGCGGCAGAGAUUUCCAGGCUUUCCCUACGGGGGAUCGUAGAAGCGCGGCGGAUGGAAGCGUGUAUAAGUGUGUGCCAGGGAGUUGGGGAGUAUUUUCCAGUCUGUGAAAGCAGCAUCACUCCGGGGGUGGUGGCUCCUCCUCCGAGGCCAGGGCAGGGAACCCGGCCUUCCCGCUAACCCUCCCUCGGCAGGCACCCGAGCGUCUCAGCGCUGUAUCUGCAGCAUCAGCGAGAAAAGCCCCGCGCGCAGGCUCAGUGCGUACCACCGCAGUCUCGAGCCGGGGGCGGUGGUGGGCUCCGCAGCGCCUUCGCGGCUAAGUGGCAGAAAAGCCAAGUCCCUCUUACAUUGGGCAAGAACUCGGGUUUAUCCAAACGCCUGCCUCCCUCCAAGCCUCCGACUCUGGUCUCCCUUUUUCCCAGGUUCGAGGCAAAAGGGAGAAGCCGUCUCCACUCCGCGGCGGUGCGCCUUGCAUUCCGCUGCGCGGCAAUAUGGUGCAGUGCACUCACUGCCCUCGCCGCCUUACUAAGAUUUUGCAAACUUCAGGCAGCCGCGUGGGCAGAAACGCUGUGCACUCCCUCUUCCCUCUCCAGACCAUAAACCUGAAUAAGCCUCUCCGCAUCUCCAAGCAUUUAUUUGCCCUCGGCUCUGGCCCGCACUCUCCAGGCGCACACUUGCCGGGGGCGGGAGGGGGGUGCGAAGGAGUGGGCGGCUUUUCCCCAGCGCGCUGCACAUUUCUUCCCGGACGAAUAGGGAGGUGCAGCGCGUCCUUCACAGUGGAGUGGUUUCCUCUUGGCGAGCGGGAGGAAGUCUCCAGCCCGCCCUCCUCACUCUCAUUCCUACCAACUUCGCCGCGGAGCCCAGCCGGCGUGGGAAAUGGGUCCGACGUGUGUUGCAUGGAGAGCAGCGAGGACAGACUGCGGGGGCCAGGAAGCCUGCUGGCUGUGCUCCCGCCCCCAUCAGUCCCGGGCUCCGACCUUUCUGCCAGAGGAGCAAAGAAGUGGCGGCGGCUUCGCCCAACAGCGCUGUUCUGGGCAAGCAAACGGAAUGGGCGGGGUAGGGGUACAGGGGAGGUGAGAGGAGCCCUCGGGGCGCCCUGGCGGCGGCUGGAGCUCCCAGUCCUCUUCCUCCCCCUGUCCUCUUCCGCCCCCUGUCUAGGGGCUGACACUCUCCUCUCGCCUGCGCAGAGGAUGAAUGGAAGAGAGAAGCAGUUUCCCCCACCCCCGCCCCAUUUCCGCAGUCUUAGAGCCAGUGUCACAAGUGCUCAGCAAUUUCAUUAA
Molecule: messenger RNA, 2338 nt
Organism: Cebus imitator (Panamanian white-faced capuchin)
Lineage: Eukaryota; Metazoa; Chordata; Mammalia; Primates; Cebidae
Exons: 2
Coding region: 1550-2338 (262 amino acids)
Source: RefSeq, a predicted model, not a curated record